GAGCAGUGGAGAUGACGGGGCAGGACGACGUGGACGUACCGGAAACAGGAGCCAUCUUCACAUUUGGAAAGAGCAGUUUUGCUGACAAUGCGCCUGGUAAAUUCUGGUUGAAGAAUGACCAGCCGGUGCAUCUGUCUUGUGGCGGAGAGCACACUGCGGUCAUCUCAGAAAAUGGCAGGCUGCUCAUGUUUGGUGGUAAUUCCUGGGGCCAACUGGGAGGUGGAUUUAAACCCGCUGCUAGCAAACCUGCCUCUGUGAAAGCCUUAAAGUCUGAGAAGGUGAAGCUUGUAGCUUGUGGGAGAUAUCACACAAUCGUCUGCACAUGGCCGGGCAGUGUGUUUGUAUCUGGCAGUAAUCAGGAAGGGCAGCUUGGUUUGGGCCACUGCAACAACACCACCUCUUUUCACCUGCUGCAGCCCUUCUGUGACCACGCACCAAUCAAAAUGCUCUCUGCAGGAUGCAACACCUCAGCUGCCUUAACAGAGGACGGGAGGCUCUUCAUGUGGGGAGACAACGCCGUGGGUCAGAUCGGUUUAGGGGAUGAGGAGUUUGCAGCAGAACCCACAGAGGUGGAUGUUGGGGAGGCGGUGACGUGGGUCUCCUGUGGGUACCACCACUCGGCAUUCGUCACAGCGGAUGGAGAUCUCUACACGUUUGGCGAUAGUGCGAACGGAAGGCUCGGUCUCCAGGUGGAGCAGCUGGCCAAUCACAGAGUCCCUCAGCGGGUGCAAGGGUUUCUGGGUAAUGUCACCCAGGUGUGCUGCGGAGGGGAGCACACGGUGGCACUCACAGAGGCCAACGUGUACACGUUUGGCAGAGGUCAGUACGGUCAGCUGGGCCACGGGACGUUUCUGUUCGAAGCGGCUUUGCCAAAACCGCUCGAGCUCUUUCGUAACGGCGGCGUCAAACAUGUCGCCUGCGGAGAGAACCACACCGCUGUGAUCACGAGCAGCGGGCUCCUGUACACGUUUGGUGACGGUCGUCAUGGGAAACUGGGUUUAGGGGUGGAGAACUUCAUCAACCGGUUCAGCCCGACACUCUGCACACGUUUUACAGUGCAGUACAGUGUUCAGUUAGUCUCCUGCGGUGGGAACCACAUGCUGGUUCUGGCUGCACCCAGACCAGAAGAGGAUGUCACAGUCACAGGGAACCUGCCGGAGCCCAGUUGCACAGAGGUGCUUCUGCUGGACACUUUGACGGAUCUCAAUCCGACAGUCCCGCUCUCGGCCCUCGCUGCUCGAGCCCGCCACAGAGAAAAAUUUGGAGAGAUGUUUCGCAACCUCCCUCGUCUAAAUUCUGACUUCCUCAACACCUCCUGGCAAACGUCCAGAAAUAUCCCGACCCCUAAAACGCUCUCGAAGGACUUUGCCACCCCUUCGUCAUCCCCGAAACCACAAUCAGAAAGUGGAUCCUCCACUGCUGCUUCUUCUAAGUCUGAAUCCAAAGAGCUGCAUUCUCCCUUACCGUCGCCAAAGACUACAACUAAACGUAGCACCGUAGUAUCUCAUAAAAGGACCGCAAAAAGAAGACCGUAUGGAGCGGCAACCGCCAAAAAGGCCUUAAUUGGAGACCCUCCUCCAACACCUAAAGAACCCUGCAGCCCCACCAGACCCUCCAGGGGUAUUUCCAGGAAUGAGCAUCCUGCCUCGCCGAAAUCAGAGGUGGAAGAAACCUCUCAGAGACAAGAAGAUGUGAAGGAGACUAUCUCUGAGAAAGGAUCGACCUCUGACUUGUUGCCAAACAUGGAAAAGAAGAAAGGCCCAGCUCUUAGAAAAACUAGGAAAAAGUUUCUCAAGGCCUCGCCCGCAGAGCUCCUGAAAGACUCUUUGAAAAGAGAAAUGUCUCCACCAAUGAGCUCAAAGAGUCUGAAAAACGCUUCUAAAAGCGUCUCAUCUAAAGGCAAAGAGAACGUCACCAAGCAGUCCAAUAAAGUCACAACUAAUGGACACGCUCGACAGGAACCCUCCCAUUUAAAAUCACCAAAACUAUCAGAGGCAAGCCCAGUCAGGAAGACACUGGCCGAAGCCCAGCAGAGACUCACUAAACUGAAGGGAAAUAAAAGGAGAAAUAGAAAUGGGAAAGAAAGUAAUAUAAACAAAGAGGAUAUGGAAGCCAUCGCUUUGAAGAAAGACUUGUCGGAGACACCAAAAAAGGAGGAAGAUAUAUCCGCUUUUGACAAGACAUCUGAUGUUAUUAAGAUCACGACAGGAAAUGAAACAACCAGUCUCUCGGUCCGCAGUGCAACAGAGUCUAAACUGAAGGCGAAAUCAAAACCAGGUGUAGGAGAAGGGGAUGACAUCAGAGUUCAAGGAGGAGCAGAGACUGUCGCCUCACAGCUGCUGUGUAACCCCGUUUCCUCACAAAGCACUCGGGGAACAGAGGUGGUUUCCAUCGGCGCAGCGAGAUCCCUGCAGGACCCAGAACCUGUUGAUAGAGAUCUGCUUGUUUCUGGAGCACACGGAGAGGAUACUCAGAGACUGACUGACAGAAAGCCAGGGUGGGGGGAGAUCCUCAGCACCGCAGCCUGUCUUCUUCCUGCCGCUGGGAUAGCGGGUGCAGCUGUGGCGGUGCUUAGUGAGGCAGUGACCAGCGUGGGGCUUUUCCAGUCCGACAGCGACGCGGUCAUCUCCACGCCGCCCAAAACACCCGGUCGGGUCUGGAGGAAAGCCACGAUGGCGCUCAGUCACGACAGGGGGCGAUGGAAAGUGACGGGGGUGAAGACUUUUCACAAACAGACCGGCGGGACAGCGGCGCAGACGUGGGAACUUCCCCGGCGAGAACUUGAAGAAGAUGAGAAAACCCACGAGGAUCGUGAAGGAGAAGGAACGGAUACUGAGGAUGGGGGAAAGAAGGAAGAUGGAGAAAGUGGAAGCGGUGUGGAGGACGACAAAGAAGAAGAGGAGGAGGAGGAGGAGGGAAGUGAAAGUAGCAAUGAUCUAGGGGUGAAAGAGGAGAGCGUUACGGGAGGGAGUGAGGAAGAGCAAGAUCAUGAAGCUGCAGAGGAAGAUGGUGAGGAGGAAACAGGCUCCAGCGGUGAGGAAGAGGAGGAAGAAAUUGAGGGAGAGGAGGAAGAAGAAAGCAGUGAGGAAUCAGGGGGAGGAGGAAGUGCAUCUGAGGUAAGUGAAGCAGCAGAGGAGGAUGAUGGUGAAGAAUCCAGUGAAGAGAAUAAAGAAGAAGAGGAAGAGAGUGAGGCGAGUGAGGAUGAGGACGAUGUUAGAGGUGAAGACUCGGGGAGCACCAAGAGCAAAGAGUCAGAGGAGGAGGAGGACAGAGACGGAGGUGACGCUGCAGAGUCUGAUUCUGAGGAAGAAGAAAACAUUGAGGAAGAGGAAGAUGAGCUUGAUGCAGAGGAAAAUGGUGAAACUGAGGAACACAGAGAUUCCACCGUAAGUGAGGACGAGAAGGAAGGUGAAGAAGAAGAUGUAGAAACAGAUAAGAGCGAAGGGGAGGAAGAUGAGACACAGGAAGGGAGUGAUGAAAAUGACAAGGAGGAAGAGAGUGAGUCUGAUGAAGAUGAGGAAGAGCAAGAUGAAAAGAGUGAUAAAGAGAAUGAGGAGCAGGAGGAGGAAGAUUGUGAGGAAAAAGCAUCUCCAGAUGAGGGAGAAGCUGAGGACAAGACUGCUGAGGAGGAAGAAGAAGAAGAUGGAAAGGAGGAGGUUAUUGGUGAGGAAGAAAAGGGCGAGGAAGAAGAACAGGGAAAUGAGAAGGUGACAGAGAAGGAAGAAGAAGUUGAGGAGGAGGAAGAAGCGAAUAAGGAGGAUGUCACAGAGGAGGAAGAGGAAGGGGGUGAGGAGGAAAAAGGGAAUAAGGAGGAUGUUACGGAGGAGGAAGAAGAGGGUGAGGAAGAAGAACAGGAAAAAGAGAAGGUUAUAGAAAAGGAAGAAGAAGUUGAGGAGCAGGAAGAAAAAAAUACAGAUGAUGUUACAGAUGAGGAAGAAGAAGAAGAGGGUGAGGAAGAUGUUACAGAGGAGGAAGAAGAAGAGGGGGAGGAGGAAGAAGAAGAAAGUAAGGAGGUGGUUAUAGAGCAGGAGGAAGAAGAGGGGGAGGAAGAAGAAGAAGAAGAAGAAGAGGGGGAGGCGGAAGAAGAGAGUAAGGAGGAUGUUACAGAGGAGGAAGAAGAAGAAGAGGGUGAGGAGGAAGAAGAGAGUAAGGAGGAUGUUACAGAGGAGGAAGAAGAAGAAGAGGGUGAGGAGGAAGAAGAGAGUAAGGAGGAUGUUAUAGAGCAGGAGGAAGAAGAGGGUGAGGAGGAAAAAGAGAGUAAGGAGGAGGUUAUAGAGAAGGAGGAAGAAGAGGGGGAGGAGGAAGAAGAGAGUAAGGAGGAUGUUACAGAGCAGGAGGAAGAAGAGGGUGAGGAGGAAGAAGAGAGUAAGGAGGAGGUUAUAGAGCAGGAUGAAGAAGAGGGUGAGGAGGAAGAAGAGAGUAAGGAGGAGGUUAUAGAGCAGGAGGAAGAAGAGGGGGAGGAGGAAGAAGAAGAAGAGAGUAAGGAGGAUGUUACAGAGCAGGAGGAAGAAGAGGGUGAGGAGGAAGAAGAGAGUAAGGAGGAUGUUACAGAGCAGGAGGAAGAAGAGGGGGAGGAGGAAGAAGAGAGUAAGGAGGAUGUUACAGAGCAGGAGGAAGAAGAGGGGGCGGAGGAAGAAGAAGGAAAGGAGGAAGUUAAAGAGGAGGAAGAAGAAAAUGAAGAGAGUGACGGUGAGGAAGAUGAAAAAAUAAAGGGAAAAGAGAAAAGUAUUGAGGUUAAAAAGAUGAUGGGAGAGAGCAAUAAAGCUAACGAAGAAGAAGAGGAGGGAGAAGAAGAGGAGAGUGAGGAAGAAGCUAACGAAGAAGAGGAGGAGGGAGAAGAAGAGGAGAGUGAGGAAGGAGGAAAGGCUGCAAACAUCAAACAUAGUAAGAAAGAUGCUAAAGAGGAGGAACAUGAGAAAGAAAAAGAGGGAAAUACAAAAAGGGAGCAGGAAGAAGAGGAAGAAGAAGAAGAAGAAGAGUUGUGA
Molecule: messenger RNA, 4985 nt
Organism: Cyclopterus lumpus (lumpfish)
Lineage: Eukaryota; Metazoa; Chordata; Actinopteri; Perciformes; Cyclopteridae
Gene: rpgra
Product: retinitis pigmentosa GTPase regulator a
Exons: 18
Coding region: 12-4985 (1657 amino acids)
Biological process (GO): ubiquitin-dependent protein catabolic process; visual perception; protein ubiquitination
Cellular component (GO): photoreceptor outer segment
Molecular function (GO): ubiquitin protein ligase activity
Source: RefSeq, a predicted model, not a curated record